Centruroides sculpturatus (bark scorpion) is the source of this 3384-nucleotide messenger RNA. RefSeq names its product ubiquitin-conjugating enzyme E2 R2-like. NCBI's taxonomy places the organism in Eukaryota, Metazoa, Arthropoda, Arachnida, Scorpiones, Buthidae. Gene Ontology annotation, biological process: protein polyubiquitination; ubiquitin-dependent protein catabolic process. The coding region runs from base 345 to 1067 and encodes 240 amino acids. The record is from RefSeq and is a predicted model, not a curated record. Gene Ontology annotation, molecular function: ubiquitin conjugating enzyme activity. The transcript is spliced from 5 exons.
AAAAAAGAUUAAAGUUUUAUACAAUUAAUUUAUACGAUAACGAUAGACCACGAUAAUAUAUUAUACAAAGUUUAAAAAAUUGUCGAUGAGGCAAAAUGCGAAAUUGCCUGACGUCAUUACGACUCAUUUGUGACGUCACAAGACCACCAUCUUUGUUCAUGUAUCGAGUGAGGAAAGAAACAGAACGAUCGCAUUUUCACGUCUACGUUAACGUUUAGUUGGGCCAGUCGACAGUAAAACUUUAAAAAACUAUCGACAUUGUUAAACGACCGAUUCUGUUUACAUUUACUGUUUUAGAAUUAAAAAAGCAAGGAGAAAAAAAUCAUUUCUAGUGGGUUUCGAUUAUGGCAACACAACCCACAAGCAGUGCAUUGAGAGCUUUAGGUUUGGAAUUCAAAAGUUUACAAGACGAACCAGUGGAAGGUUUUCGUGUUAAAUUAAUUAACGAAGAUGUUUUAUUCGAAUGGGAAGUAGCCAUUUUCGGACCACCUGACACGCUGUACGAAGGAGGAUAUUUUAAGGCUCACAUGAGGUUUCCUCCAGAUUAUCCUUAUUCUCCACCUACCAUUCGGUUUUUGACUAAAGUAUGGCACCCUAAUGUUUAUGAGAAUGGAGACUUGUGUAUUUCAAUCUUGCAUCCUCCCGUAGACGAUCCUCAGAGUGGAGAAUUACCUUGUGAGCGUUGGAAUCCUACACAGAAUGUAAGAACAAUUCUGUUGAGCGUAAUAUCACUACUGAACGAACCAAACACAUUUUCGCCUGCCAACGUCGACGCAUCCGUAAUGUAUCGUCGAUGGAAAGAAUCCAGAGGAAAAGAUAAGGAAUAUGAAAAUAUCAUUAGGAAGCAAGUACUGGCUAGCCGAAUGGAAGCGGAAAAAGACAACGUGGUGGUACCCACGACCAUCGAAGAGUACUGCAUCAAACACAGCGCCAAGCCUUCCGAAACCGAGACUGACAUGACGGACUUCUAUGACGACGACUACGGUGAUGACAUGGACGAUAACGACGAAGAGGAAGAGGAGGAGUAUAAUGACGACAAUGAAGAUUCGGGAAACGGUGAAUCAUGAUGAAUUAGUGAUAUACAAUAGCUAUAUUUUGCCGAACAGUCAAAGAUAAAAAGACAAAAAAAAUUUAAAAAAUAAAAAAAACUUCAAUGACAAUGAGAACUGACCCAGCCAAAACUUUUUUUUCUUAGCUGGGUACUUAGAGGUGUAUGGGAAGAUACAGGUGACAUUUAAAAACAAAAAAAAUAACAAAAAAAUAACAUAUAUAUGGAAAUGAUUUCUGCUGGAUUCUGUAUACUUCACGCUAUAUUACUGAAGUUUGGAAGGUAUGCUUACGUAAGUGAUUUUUUGAAUGGUGAAUUAAUUUUGUAAAUUAUUUUUGAUUUAAUUUUUUUUUUCCCCUGGUGCAAAAGUGAGAUUUUACUUACAGCAUAGCUUCCUUUAUUUUUGUUUUUUCUCCCUCACCCCUUCCUCUUCCUUUUGGAAGGUCUUAUUCUUCUAGUUUCAUCAUUUUUUUUUUAUUACUCUCCACAUCAUUUUUUUUUUUUUGAUUGUAGGAAAAUGUUUGUCUGAUAGAUUUCUUUUCAAUAUUGAUCAGUUUGUCCGAGUCUAGUUAUUGUAUUACAUCCCCAAAAGUCCAUUUCUUGUAUUUUAUUCCCUUUUUUCUUCUCCUUUUGUGUGCCGAAACAAAUUAUGUAAUGCAGAAUAUGAAAUAAACUUAUGUAUAGUAUUAUUCCUAGUUAAUUAUAUCAGGAAGUAAAUAGUAAAUCAGUUCCUCUCAAAUUUUUAAUUAUUAUUUCACUGAAAUGUGUUGUUGCCGGCUUUAAUAAGCUACAAUUGAGUUUACUUCUCACAUUUUUCAAAAUAUUUAUGCCUCAUGCUGAAUUUAAUUGUCUGAUUUGUUAGGCCAUAACUUGACAAAGUAUAUAGAUGUAGAGGAAUUUGGACUAAAGAUAGAUAAUUAAGUCACCAUCUUAAUACAAUAUUCUGAAAAAAAAAAUUGAUCUGGAGUGGACUCUAACCCACAAUUCUCACUUGCCAUGAAGGUGCAUUGCUAAUUAUGUUAGCUGGAUCUCCGUUCAAUCUUUGCUUCCACACAAAUUAAUUUGGAAGAUGACCAUACUACACGUGCAUCCAACUUAUGGCCCAACAAAUCAGGCAUUAUUGUUUAGUUUAGAAUUCUGGCUUGGUUUACUGUGUAAUUAAUUUUUAUUUGAAACGUUUUAGUUUAAUUUUAUAUGUUAUCAGGCCUCGGAAUGGAUCACUACUCUCAAUAAUUUCAACCCGGCAUUUAUUAGGCUAUGGUUAUGUUCUACAAAAAAUAAAGAAACUGAGUAAUGAAUAGAUCAAAAUAUACAGAUGUAGCAAAGGAUAAUUAACAACCCCUUUUAUUAAUUUUAGUUAACUGACUCGGAUUCGACACACUCAAACGAAACUGGAACUCAGAGAUUCUUUAGUUCUGGUUUUACCAGAGACUGUAGUCUAUUCAAGUCUUUACCGUAAGGCUGCAUUUAUGCAAAAACAAACUUUUCAGACUAGAAUUUGCAAUCACGACACUAUUUAUGCAGAAGUGAGAAAUGAAUUUCUUGCACAAACAUGCGAGAAAAGGACACAAAUGUCUAGACCCUAUAUGAGCAUUGGUUCUAAAUUCUGCUGCUGUGGCAAACAGCAGUAUUUUCUGGUCAUAAUUAAUUACAAAUUAUGGUUGCUUUAUUUAUCAUAUUAACAUAAUUAACUUAUAGUAUUGUCCUUUAAACAAAAGAAAACAUUCUCGAAAUAAAUUAUGUCAAAUGAAACAAAACCCAUGAAUGUAAAAUAACAUUUGAACCUUACAAAUAACGUAUAUCAUUGUGGCCAACUAAUUUUGUUUCAGUCACUGUUUCCUUGCCAGGAUUUAUUAUUCUGACUAAUUUUGAAGUCAUUUUCUGUUUCGAGGCCUGUAUUACAAUUGCAAGUGCGGGAGAUAAUUCAACUAGCUGUGUAAAUUAUGUAAUUUUGAGGUGUUUGUCUUUUUAAUUUUAAGUUCCUGUUAAGUUUCUCAGCCAAGAGAGUGACUUUUUUUUUGUUAUGAUAUCAAUAUGUAGAUAAUUAAGACAUUGCUUACUGAUGUUUCCUUGACAUUGCAAUGAUUAGCAAAAAUUUUAAAUAUUACAUUUACUGUUCUAAGCAGGGAAUAAAUGUAAAAAAAAAAAAAACACUUUUCCAUUUCACGUUUGAACUAGCUGUUACAGUAUUUUCAAUAGAGGAAAUUGAUCUUGUCACUUCUUCCCACUUGACUGUGUUCUUGUCAUCAAGCUAAACUAUUUUUGAGAUUUUUGGUCGCGUUGAGAAAAUGUAAUUCUGAUGACAAACGCAUUAGAAUUGCUUUGUGUUGUGUCAA